Messenger RNA from Ailuropoda melanoleuca (giant panda), 1087 nucleotides. RefSeq names its product dual oxidase 1-like. NCBI's taxonomy places the organism in Eukaryota, Metazoa, Chordata, Mammalia, Carnivora, Ursidae. Gene Ontology annotation, biological process: response to oxidative stress. The coding region runs from base 506 to 1051 and encodes 181 amino acids. Gene Ontology annotation, molecular function: heme binding; peroxidase activity. The record is from RefSeq and is a predicted model, not a curated record. The transcript has 3 exons.
ACAAUUGAUUCCCAGUGUCCAGUGUUGCAGUGAGACUGGCAGGUUCUCUGGGCAGGCUGCUCCCAGCUGCAUGUUGGAGCAGGUGUUCCCAGCCUGACUGCCUAGGCACACUCACCUGGCACCUCCCAGUUACCAAGGAGAGGACCAAACCAGCAAUGAAAACAGUUUGGACCAGGGUGUAACAAAGCACUGGGAAAGGUGGAGGAGGUCAAGACUUGGACUUGCCAAAAAUGGCUGAGUCGUCUUUUGAAGCUGCAAAGAGAGUCGGGGAGACUAGAUACCUGAUGCUGAAGGGAGAGUGGUCCUUAGCUGGUCCUUGCACGCCCUCCCCCGUUGUGGACAGGCUACCAUGUGCUCUCAGACCUGGUGAGCUUGGAGACCCGGGGCUGCCCAGCCGGUGUUCGACCCUGACCGGCGCGGGAACGUGGUCCUCCCCUUCCAGAGGAGCUGCUGGGACCCUGAGACUGGACAGAGCCCCAGUAAUCCCCGGGACCUGACCAAGGCCAUGACAGGCUGGCUGGAUGGCAGCGCCAUCUAUGGCUCCUCGCACUCAUGGAGCGACGUGCUGCGGAGCUUCUCCGGCAGGCAGCUGGCAUCGGGGCACGACCCUGCCUUCCCCCGCUACGCACAAAGCCCCCUACUCAUGUGGACGGCGCCCGAACCCACCACGGGACAGCGCGGGCCUGGGGGGCUGUACGCCUUCGGGGUGGAGCGAGGGAACCGCGACCCCUUCCUGCAGGCGCUGGGCCUGCUGUGGUGCUGCUACCACAACCUGUGCGCGCAGCGGCUGGCCCGCGGGCAACCGCAAUGCGGGGAGGAGGAGCUGUUCCAGCAGGCGCGCAAGAAGGUCAUCGCCACCUACCAGGUCAGUCACUUGGCCUCUCUCCGUCCUCCCUCCCCUCCUUCCUACCCCCCUCCCCCAGGCUGCUGCGCGGGAGACUCCGCUGCCCCGCAGAGCCCUCUUCCUGGAACAAGCAGCCCCCAGAAAGGCCCUUUUCCAGGAGGACACUGCUCCCCAGAACUGGAGCUAGCAUCUAGGAAUGGACCAUGAAAAUGAGGAGCAGGCAAAGGGCUAUUAUACAGGAGA